Auanema sp. JU1783 is the source of this 1875-nucleotide messenger RNA. Lineage: Eukaryota; Metazoa; Nematoda; Chromadorea; Rhabditida; Rhabditidae. The record is from the annotation of a GenBank genome assembly.
AUGUGUAUGACACACCAUCGUAAUCGUCGUGAUCCGUGCUCAGCCGCCAAUAACAAUGAAGUUAUUGUGAAGCACAUUGCUAUCAAGUGGGAUGUACACUUCCAACUUAAGAUGUUGAUGGGACAAGCAACACUAACUUGCCAGAUGUUAACAAAGACUGAUAAAAUUCUGUUGGAUGUUCGUGAUCUCUCAAUCCGUUCAGUCAGUGUUAACCAAAAAGAUGCUGAUUACCGUAUUGCACCUAAUGUAUAUACUUUCUUCGGCUCGAAGAUGACAAUUUAUAUUCCUUCCGAAUUCCAAAAAGAAGGAAGCGAAUUGGCUGUUGUUAUUGCAUAUGGCACCUCUCCAGAAGCUACUGCCUUACAAUGGAUGAAAAAAGAACAAACAGCUGAUAAGAAGGCUUCUUAUCUCUUCUCUCAAUGCCAAGCCAUCCAUGCGCGAUCCAUUGUACCAUGUAUGGAUACUCCAUCCGUUAAGACAACCUAUGAAGCUGAGGUUAGAGUACCUCUUGGCUUAACUUGCCUUAUGAGUGCUAUCGGAGAAGGUUCCAAAAGUGACGAUGAGUUCACAACUUUCUUCUAUAAGCAACCUGUUGCCAUUCCAUCCUAUCUCAUAGCUAUUGUCGUGGGUUGCUUGGAAAAAAGAGAUAUCAGUGAUAGAGUGGCUGUGUGGGCUGAACCAUCAAUGGUAGAUAAAGCUCACUGGGAGUUCGCCGAGACCGAAGAUAUUUUGGCAUGUGCCGAAGAAAUUGCAGGAAAAUACAUUUGGGGAAGAUAUGACAUGGUGUGCUUACCCCCUAGUUUCCCAUUCGGUGGAAUGGAAAACCCAUGUUUGACAUUCUUAACUCCCACUCUCAUUGCUGGAGAUCGUUCACUCGUCAGUGUUAUUGCUCAUGAAAUCGCUCAUAGCUGGUCAGGAAAUUUGGUUACUAACAGUAGUUGGGAACAUUUCUGGCUGAAUGAAGGUUUUACCAUGUUUAUUGAACGAAAAAUAUGUGGACGUCUCGUGAGUGAAGAUUACAGACAAUUCAUGGCCUUCAAUGGGUGGACAAACUCUUUAAUGCCAGCUGUAUAUGAGCAAUUCACACCUACACAUCAAUUCACCAAGCUCAUACAAGAUCAUACCAACGUUGAUCCUGAUGUUGCAUUCUCUUGCGUUCCAUAUGAAAAGGGAUCAGCUCUCUUGUUCUACUUAGAGCAAAAGCUAGGAGGACCAGAAAUCUUCGAAGAGUAUCUGAGGAAUUAUAUUCAAACUUUUGCCCACAAAGCAAUAGAUAGCAUGCAAUGGAAAGAUCACUUGUACACAUACUUCCAUGAUAAGAAGCAUAUUUUGGAUAAAGUAGAUUUCAAUUUGUGGUUCAAUGGAGUUGGCAUGCCUCCUGAGAAGCCUGACUAUGGACAAGAAAUGGUUCACGCUUGUGAAGAACUGUUCAACCAAUGGAUUGGAGCUAAACCAGAAGAUGUAAGCAGCAUUUGCCCAUCUACUUACAAGGCUAUGCAACCUCUCCAGCAGAUUGAGUUUAUUUCUCAGUUAUGGCAGCAUGAUCCUCCUCUUGAGCACUGGAAGCUUGAGGCUUUGAAUGAACAUUACAAACUGUCACAAUCUCAAAACAGUGAAAUUCUUUUGAAUUGGAUCCGCCUUUGUAUUAAAGCGAAAUGGGAGCCAAUUAUUGAUAAAGCUUUGCACUUCGUAUCCACCCAAGGAAGAUUGAAGUAUUGCCGACCAGUUUAUAGAGACCUCUCCAGUUGGCCAGCAGCUAACCGUCGUGCUCGUGAUACAUACUUAAAAGGACGACAUGGCAUGCAUCCAAUCACUGCUGAAAUGAUUGCAAAAGACUUACAUCUUAGACAUUCCACACACACCGUGUGUUUCUAA